Molecule: messenger RNA, 874 nt
Organism: Stomoxys calcitrans (stable fly)
Lineage: Eukaryota; Metazoa; Arthropoda; Insecta; Diptera; Muscidae
Product: brachyurin-like
Exons: 1
Coding region: 6-824 (272 amino acids)
Biological process (GO): proteolysis
Molecular function (GO): serine-type endopeptidase activity
Source: RefSeq, a predicted model, not a curated record
CGACAAUGAAACUUUAUAUUGGUUUGUGCUUUUUGGUGGCCUUUGCCUCGGCUGGCUUGGUGCCGGUCAUCCCAUUGGAGGAAAUCGAGCAACGCAUCACCAAUGGUGAAUUGGCCAAGGCUGGUCAAUUCCCCUAUCAAGUUGGCUUGAGCUUGGUCAUUGGCAACUCUGGAGCCUGGUGUGGUGGCACUUUGAUUUCUGAUCGUUGGGUCAUGACUGCUGCUCACUGCACGGACAGUGCUGAUGGUGUCACCAUCUACUUGGGUGCCAUCAAUAUAAAGGACGACAAUGAAAAGGGUCAACAAAGAAUCUACUCCUCCAAGUCUAAUAUUGUUGUACAUCCCGGCUGGAAUCCCAGCACCUUGAGCAACGAUAUUUCCCUGAUCAAAAUGCCCAUUGCUAUUGAAUUCAAUGAACGUAUCCAGCCAGCCACUUUGCCCAAGAUGGAUGGCAAAUACUCGACCUAUGAAGGCGAUAUGGUGUGGGCUUCUGGUUGGGGCAAACCUAGUGAUGCGGCCACCACCGUUUCUCCCGAACUACGCUACAUUGAGGUGCCAGUUUUGAAGCAGAGCACCUGUAAGACCUACUACGUAGGUGCCGUAACUGAUAAGAUGAUUUGCAUUAGCGGCAAAGAUGGCAAAUCCACCUGCAAUGGUGACUCGGGCGGCCCCUUGGUCUACAAGGAUGGUGGUAUUAACUACGUUAUCGGAGCUACUUCCUUUGGCAUUGCUUUGGGCUGUGAGAAGGGCUGGCCCGGUGUAUUCACCCGUGUCACAUCUUACCUGGAUUGGAUCGAAGAGGUAUCGGGUGUUGUCAAUAAGUAAAUGACAUCAAUUUUUAUUCUGGAGUCAAAUAUAUUUAAAUAGAAAAAAUA